Acaulospora colombiana is the source of this 927-nucleotide messenger RNA. The record is from the annotation of a GenBank genome assembly. NCBI's taxonomy places the organism in Eukaryota, Fungi, Glomeromycota, Glomeromycetes, Diversisporales, Acaulosporaceae.
AUGGAGGCACAAAAAGAGUCGGGGUUUGUUGAAGUUCGAAACGGUAUUCUCGAAAAUGAGGCAAGCACGAAUACUUCGCGGUCACUCCCACGCGUUGUAUUUAGCGCACAUUUUUCUCCACAAAGAGCUCCCUCGCCUAGUGAGUUCUCGUUAAGCCCGGCAUCAUAUAGCUCGGCGGAGGAGGAAAUGGUUGUGCACGAACAAGAGCGGAAUGCCAUAACCACGCUCGCAUCCCUGGCUUUCGUAGCGAGAAACAUGAAACAACAGUCUCCCGCGUUUUCAGUGGCAAGCAGUGCUGUAUCUAGCCCACCGUCGAGUCCAUGCCCUGCCAGUCCACGUCGUUCCUCAAGAAAACCUAAACCAAGCAGACGAUCCAAGGAACAAAUAUUUGGUAAACGGCGAUUAUCUGGACCUGCUACGCGUCUGAGGAAACAUAAACCUACCAUGUCCGAGGAUGGGGAAAGAGAAGAAUAUUACCGUGAGCGAACCGCACCAAUACCUGAAACCCUUGACGCACCAUAUACGAGAACCAGACGUCUCCCAAUGGCCAAUGCGCACGGUGUUGUGGGAUGCGGGGGGUAUAACCCUGUUCUUCCCAAGAAUCCGAAUUAUCCAUUUCCUCCUCCGAAAAAUUCCGUUACUUCGAAAUGGUCCCCAAACCAACGCAAAGCAUUUCUGGCUUUAUAUUUAACGCACGGGAAAGAUUUUUCGUUAAUCGGUAAGAUGGUGCACAAGACCACGUCCGAGGUGGUGGAAUAUUAUUACUUGUGCAAGCAUUCUCCUACUUUUAGGAGUGCCAAGAGCAUGAGGAAAGAUAUGGAAGAAUAUGAGGAUAAUCUUAAUAAAAUUGAUGCUCAGGUCAAGGGUUUUGCGAAAGUGGCCCAAGGAAAGAAAGGUGGUCGCAAAAAGAAAGCGAUCCGCAAUUGA